Rotaria sordida is the source of this 246-nucleotide messenger RNA. Lineage: Eukaryota; Metazoa; Rotifera; Eurotatoria; Philodinida; Philodinidae. The record is from the annotation of a GenBank genome assembly.
AUGUUUAAUCACAUUUUAUUUUGUGGUGUUGGUGAAUUUCUUAUUAUGUUAUCACAUGAUACACUUCAUUCUAAACAAGUUAUUCAAGUACAAAAUUUAAUUAAACAUUAUGUUCUUUUAUUAAUUUUAUUCAUUGAACAAUUUGUUACAUUACCAUAUAUAACUGCAUUACGUUUAAUUGAAUUAAUUGUUUGUCGUCGAAUUGAAAUGAUGUUAACACUUGAUGAACAAAUAUUACAUAAUUAA